AGGCCUGGGUUCCUUCGAACCCACCCAGGCGUUGGGUUCUUUGCGAACCCAGGCGCUAGAUUCGCAAGGAACCCAGCAUGCCUGGGUUUGGUGGAACCCAGCACGCUUGGGUUUGGUUCCUUGCGAACCCAGGCGCUAGGUUCACUGGGUUCACGUCUGGUGCUGGGUUCGCUGGGUUCACGUCUGGUGCUAGGUUCGCUGGGUUCAUGUCUGGUGCUGGGUUCGCGUUUGGUGCUGGGCUAGCGUCUGGGUUCGGUUCCUUGCGAACCCAGGCGCUGGGUUUGCAAGGAACCCAAGCGUGCUGGGUUCGCUUUUGGAUGAAGAAGGCAUUACUGCAGGUGUUAGGUGUUGGGUUCGAUGCUGGGUUCGGUUUGUCAAUUUUGAAUGCUAGGUUUUUGCAGGUGUUGGGUUCAUUUGCAGGUGCUGGAUUCGAAAUCGAACUCAGCAGGCGUUGGGUUUGAGCAACUGCUGAGUUCCUGCAAGUGAGGCUCUGGGUUUCGUUUCGAACCCAGCAGCCGUUGGGUCAAAUAUCUAUUGAGUUUAAUAUGUUGAUUUGUUGUGUUAUCCUUGAAUUUAAUAUUAGGAAUUAGGGUUUGCAGAAGGUUAAAGGAAAGGGAGAGGAAGAAGAAAGGGAAAAAGGAAAAACAAAGGAAGAAAAAAAAAAAGAAUAAGAAAUUUUUUAAGAUUUU
Rubroshorea leprosula is the source of this 689-nucleotide messenger RNA. The record is from the annotation of a GenBank genome assembly. NCBI's taxonomy places the organism in Eukaryota, Viridiplantae, Streptophyta, Magnoliopsida, Malvales, Dipterocarpaceae.